CUUAAUUAUAGACUAGAUAAAAAGGAUUUUUAUGCUAAUGGUGAAAAUUUAUUCUAUGUACAUUUAAAAGAAAGGAAUAUGUGGUUGUUUGGUAGCGCAAUAUUCCGACAAGAAUUAAUAAAUUGUUUCGAUAUCACAAAUGGUUCUAGUACUUUCCUAACAAGAGUAUUCACAAAAUAUUUAGACGUAACAAGCUCUUACUUAAACUCGAUAGAUUUGAAAAGUUUAGUUAGCGAAUGUUCUUCGCAAACUAGCUUAGACACCGAAAAGAGAAUAAGGAAUUACUCUGAUAUCGUAUUUCAAAACCAGUAUUGCAGCAAAGAAAAUAUGGAAUUUCUUGAAGAAAUAAGCGAUUUCAUUGUUAACUUAAGUAUUUCUCAAGAAGGCGGUUUUUCGGAGGAAAUAAUAUUCAGAACUGUUCUAUAUCUAGAAAUUAUAAUGGUAGCUGUGAGACAUAGCAGAUACGAUGUGGAAAAAUUGCAUAAUUUAGUAGAAACGUCCUCGACUGUUGUUGAGAAUGUCAUAAUUAAUAACAGUUCUUCUAGUGAUGUAAACUAUAGAACGGCAAAAGUUUUGGAAGCAUUUAUAAAUAAAGUCAUGCUGUGUAUGAUCGAAAACGCAGAUGUCCUGUGGAAAAAUAUCGAGAAAGACAAAGUCAUGAGACGUUUAAUGAUUAUAAUUCAAAAGAGCAACAUGAAGAGACCCCUAUCUUUAAGCGUGGAAGUCUUGAAACGUUUCGGUCUUAAAAUGAAUGAAAGUGACACGAAUCAAAAUUAUAAAAUACAGUUCUUGGAUGAUGCGCUGAAAUCGCUGUAUCAAUCUGCAGUUAAAUCGGAUUUAAGGAUUAGAAGGAGUCCUGAAAGUAGACUAGUCAUUCAUGCUAUGUGUAGUUCUGAUACGAAUCCAAAUAAGCCUCUACUCAAAUGGGUUCUUACCAACCUAAUACAAGUCAUAUCUGAUCCGAACAGUGCAGAAUCUGCCAUAUCAUCAGCUCUACACAGCAUAGAAAUUUUAGUUUCCGAUAAUAACUUACAAUGUUCCACUCUACCUUUCAUUUCUGAUAUCAUCGUCCAAUGUGUAGAACUAUUCGCACGAUCCAGCUGGAUUGUCAGGAACGCAGACUUACAGCUUACUAGAGCCAUAAUUGACCGAUUCUACGGGGUUUGUUUAGAUACUUCCAAUAGGCCAAAAUGCAUAGAGGACCUUUUUAUAUUAUUUCCAAAUUUAUCUUUGUACUUCUACAAAGUUUUAUCUUGUGACAAGUUGGACGAACGGGCAAUUCUGGUGUUCCAAUUUUUCUCCGAGUCACAAAUAAAGGAGCAUUUUUGCCAAUCGGACGUAUCUAUAGAACGUUUCUGUCAGUUAUUUAUGAAUAUACUGCAGAGAUAUCCCAAUCACUAUGGAAAAAUGGCGGCACGCUCCUAUUCGGCUAUUUGUUCAUCGAAAGGAAUACCAGAAAAAAUUUGUAGCAUUUUACGUUUCUUCAAAAUUAACUUUAGAUACAUAAGCAAGAACGUCACUGCCAAUUUCACGUUCCUAAUCCAACAGUUGUAUGAGAAAUAUCAAAAUUCAUUUCAACACUGUAUUAGCAAAGAAGGAAUCAAAGUUAUGAACUUUGCUAUAAAAGACCUAUUGACUGAACUCAGAAGAUAUGAUACUCGAUUUUUCGAUUUUGUUUUAUUUAAAGUUAAACCACGAACUGAAAUUUUAAAUGAAUUUGUAAAUUGCCGUAACGAAGAUUUCCGCAAAAGGCUUUGGCUUCAUAAUAAUAUUCCAUUUUUAUUUAUCAGUGCAAAAAAUAAGGAAAUUACCGUUAUCUUAGAAAAAAUUUUGUCGAACGAUUUACUGCAUUGUAUUCAAAUAAAAAUUUUAACGAUAUUGAUUUCAAAGCUUGAGAGCAAUGAAUUUGACAAUGAUAUAAUAAACGAAAUCUUAAAAACUCUGUUUAAGAAAUCAGUUUCUUUAAGUGAUGAAGAUAAUUAUUUAUUAAAUUGUUAUUUUAAAACAAUCCUAGUGUUCUAUCGAUAUAAUCGUAGUUUGAGUUUUAAAGACGAUUCAGUGCAAUUUAAAAUUACGAGUAACGUCUCCAAAUUAAUGAUCUUUGUUUUAUAUUUUUCUGAACAACCAGAACAACUCGAUGAUAAGCAACUUUUCUAUGAUCUUGUAGAGACAAGGUACAUGAAUUUGAAUUCUUUUAGCGAAGAACUAAAGAACGAUAUAAUUUCUACGUUGCCGUACUUGCAGAAGCAAGUUCCAAAACAACUGCUGUUAAAAAUAUUCAAACUGAUAUUUUAUUGUUCGCUUUUUUAUUCCACCCAUUUAGAAACAUAUAGAUGUAUAACUUAUAUUACUGGGAAAAGUUAUUCCAGCAUUCUCAGCGCUUUCAAGGAUUUUUUCUCCGUACAAAAUUUGUCUUUGCAUUUAAAAGACAGAACGUUAGUGGCAAGUUUUUUUAGUGAUGUUAUUAAAUAUGUACCUGAACACAUUCAACGAAUACAAUCAGACGGGUACUAUUCGGAAGAGAGCGACAUUUUGAUACCAAAGUUGUUUUUAGAAAGGUUAAUAAACAGUGAGGUUAAAAAAAUUUAAUUUUGGGUAUGUCAUCGGUUCUAGUUAUGCCACUACCAUGGAUAGACAGAACACUUUAAGGGGUUUAACAGUUCUAUGGGUUUAACAUGACAAAAGUAGUACUAUGGCUGGUACCGUCAUCUAAAAAUCCCUAAAUCUUAGCGUCACUAAUAUUAAUGAUUCGUUUACAAGGAACAAUGACAAACCGUUACAUCUACGCCUGAGAUAAUGCGUCCAUUUGAAUAAAAUCGUGUGAAAAAUUACACCAAUUGACAGCCAGUGAAACAGAAUGUUGUGUUUUAAUGUAAG
Anoplophora glabripennis (Asian longhorned beetle) is the source of this 2877-nucleotide messenger RNA. RefSeq lists its product as uncharacterized. The record is from RefSeq and is a predicted model, not a curated record. The coding region runs from base 79 to 2589 and encodes 836 amino acids. Gene Ontology annotation, biological process: tRNA methylation. The transcript has 4 exons. Gene Ontology annotation, cellular component: cytosol. NCBI's taxonomy places the organism in Eukaryota, Metazoa, Arthropoda, Insecta, Coleoptera, Cerambycidae.